Onychostoma macrolepis is the source of this 675-nucleotide messenger RNA. Its product is annotated as zinc finger protein 135-like. Gene Ontology annotation, molecular function: DNA-binding transcription factor activity, RNA polymerase II-specific; RNA polymerase II transcription regulatory region sequence-specific DNA binding. The annotation marks the transcript as partial. The record is from RefSeq and is a predicted model, not a curated record. Gene Ontology annotation, biological process: regulation of transcription by RNA polymerase II. NCBI's taxonomy places the organism in Eukaryota, Metazoa, Chordata, Actinopteri, Cypriniformes, Cyprinidae. Gene Ontology annotation, cellular component: nucleus. The transcript has a single exon.
UCUUUCACCUGCUCUCAGUGUGGAAAGAGUUUGACAAGCAAAUAUAGUCUUGAGCUUCAUAUGAGAUUUCACACUGGAGAGAAACCAUUCACUUGUGAUCAGUGCGGGAAGAGUUUCACACUAUCAUCACACCUUAAGAGACACAUGAACAUCCACACUAGAGAGAAACUGUACACAUGUGAUCAAUGUGACAAAACAUUCUUGAGAGCUUCAUACCUGAAGAUACACCUCAGAGUUCAUAUAAAGGAGAAGCCACAUUCAUGUCAUUUGUGUGGAAAGAGUUUUUCAUUACUACAAAGAUUGAAAUUACAUCAGAAAAUACACACUGGUGUGAGAGAGUACAUGUGCUUUGAUUGUGAAAAGACUUUUACUUCAGCGAGCUGUUUAAAACGGCAUGAGAUGAUCCACACUAGAGAGAAACCUUACAAGUGUUCACACUGUGACAAGAGAUUCAGUCAGUCAGCAAAUCUGAAAACACAUGAGAGGAUCCACACUGGAGAGAAACUGCACACAUGUGAUCAGUGCGGGAAGAGGUUUGCACAAAAAGGACACCUUAUAGGGCAUAUAAGAUUUCACACUGGAGAGAAACCGUUCACUUGUGAUCAGUGCGGUAAGAGUUUCUCACACUCAUCAAGCCUUAAGGAUCACAUGAACUUCCACACUAGAGAGAAACCA